ACAUGAUUUCGACUUGGCGAUAUAACAUGCAUAUGUAAUGGAACAGGCCUAACUAGGCCACCAUUUUGAUCAUGUUCAUGUCGGGUUAUUCGGCUCCUUAGCUUAGUAGACAGCCCACCCGCUUCUGCUUCUACAUGUAGUUCAACUUCUAUGUAAGUGAACACUUCCACUGACUACAGCAUAAACAAAAGACUCAGUCAUAAACAAAUGACUCAGUCAUAAGCAAAUGACUCAGUCAUAAGCAAAUGACUCAGUCAUAAACAAAUCAGGAGUUUUCCCAAGCGAGGCUGACUAAAACACGAUCCAGUAUAUACAAAGAAGAAAUCGCGGAAUAGCUGGACAACAAUAUCGUCGAAUUGACAUGUCACACAAGAUAAACUUCCAACUUGAGCCGAUCGAGCUACUCUUCAAAGGAUGGAAUGUGACGUCUGCGUCGGAUAUUGCUAUUGCGGGUGUGACGGCAGCAUUGCUCGCUGUUCUGCUCGAGGCUAGCAAGAUGGUGAUGAUUAAAUUCCUGAUCAUUUCGCCUAGUGCGACAUUUAGUGACGGAGCCGAGCCUAAUACCAUUAGGCCCCACGGGUGGCGCUCAUUCGCCAUGCAUGAGUCUUCACGUGACAGACUACAUGUUGCGCGUGCUUUAUCACGCAAGCCGGACGCUGUUUCACAUGGUCCAGUUGGUGAUUGGUUACCUCCUCAUGCUCAUGGUAAUGACAUUCAACUUCUGGAUCAUGCUGUCUGUAAUCGCUGGCACCGGCGCUGGCUAUCUCAGUUGCGCGUGGACUCUUCUAAAUGUUCGACAGGAAAUUCCUCAACAAGUGCGUGUAAAAAGUAGAACACCAAACCAUGACAAACAAUUAAACGACUUUAAAAAACAAGCAAUACUGCUGCAGCUGGAAUCCAGUUUCUGACGAUAGGCUUUUUGUGUAGCUGAAAAGAUUCGAUGCCGAGACCUGUUGUAAAUCCUUUUGGUCCAUAGGUUCAAAUUCUUCUUGGAAUAUGGUUCAUUGAAUACGGCCUGCCGCGGUGCAAGAAGGAGGAAUGCCGAAGUAGGCCACACCGUAGUUUAUGUGUACUUAGUUAUUAUUUCAUAUUGGGUGGGUAUUCAAUUUUAAUCUUUUGGCAGUUUGUGAAAUGCAUCACCCCUGGCUAUCGAACAAUUGCUCUUCAUUGUUUCAUUGCGUUCUGAAGGCUUGUCGCCUUGUGUGUUACAUCGCAUGCAUAGUGUAAACGAAUACAUGCACAUGUACUUCAGUGCAGUUGUAGCCGGCGCUUUUCCGUAUUUCCCAUCGGGUAUUAACGAGUGGCUUCACAGUCACAUCGAUGUGGGGUCGUUUCCUUAACCCGCUGUGACUACAAAAUCUCCUUAAACUUCAGCCUCUGCACGUGCCAUAGAAGGGAAAAGCACACGUUUAAAAAAUACAUUUAUUUGGCUCUAAUACUUCUAAAUUUUGACGAAAGUUGCGAGUAAACACAAUUUUAAAUCAGAUUUUAUUGUUAAGGAUGCCAACAUUUUCAGAUACGUUUCACAGAUGCUCAUUAUAUGUAUAGUC
Messenger RNA from Lineus longissimus, 1550 nucleotides. Its product is annotated as protein SLC31A2-like. Lineage: Eukaryota; Metazoa; Nemertea; Pilidiophora; Heteronemertea; Lineidae. Gene Ontology annotation, cellular component: plasma membrane. The coding region runs from base 362 to 832 and encodes 156 amino acids. The record is from RefSeq and is a predicted model, not a curated record. Gene Ontology annotation, biological process: copper ion transmembrane transport. Gene Ontology annotation, molecular function: copper ion transmembrane transporter activity. The transcript is spliced from 6 exons.